Papaver somniferum (opium poppy) is the source of this 2223-nucleotide messenger RNA. RefSeq lists its product as uncharacterized. The record is from RefSeq and is a predicted model, not a curated record. The transcript has 5 exons. Bases 613 to 1908 code for a protein of 431 amino acids. NCBI's taxonomy places the organism in Eukaryota, Viridiplantae, Streptophyta, Magnoliopsida, Ranunculales, Papaveraceae.
UCAGCAUUUUCCCAUUCGUCCUCUCUCCCUCCGUCUCUCUUCCUUUAGAACUUCCUUUAUUAUUAGUUUGUUCGUUCCCUUUACUUAACUCUCUCUAGUCUAUCUUCCCCAGUUACAUGGUCAUCAUCACUUUCUUCAUUCAACUUUCUGUUAGGCUCCAUUCGUAACACCAAAUUAGGGUUCACCUUUGGAUAUUCAUAAUUCCCAUCCCAAUUUUUGCUAAUCAUAAUUGAUCAGCUUUUCUUUUUUCUUUGCCCAAAAAAGUAACUUCAAUUUUUCCCUUCAAAAGAUAUUUUCAGAGAAAAACUACUACCUAAAUAACCAAUUUUCUCCCCUUUUCUUUUUACUGGUGGGUCUAAACAUAUCAAAGGCUUCCAACUUCAAAGAAUAACCUUAUUAUAAUUAUGGGUUUGCUAGUGGUCUGUUCUUGAUUUCAGUCGCAGAAAUAAAAGAAAAUUGUUAAAGCUUCGUAUAAAGGGGAAAGAACUCUCUUAGGUACUAUGUUCUAUAUAGUUAAGGAGGUUUUGGUAUCUUCUUUCCCUUCAAUGAAAGGGAUCUUGACAGAGUUGAAGUUCCAAUAUUUGAUAUAAUGGAGCAAGCUUUGUGACACUGAUGGAUCCCAAAGCCUUUGUGAGGUUGUCAAUUGGGUCACUGGGUUUGAGAGAUCCCAUAGCGGCUUCAAGGUCUUCAAAAACAGAAAUUGAUGCCCCCUCUUCCUCAUGGAUGUGUGAGAUCCGUCUCCGAGGCUUUCCAGUUCAAACUACAUCAAUCCCCUUUAUAACCUCACCAGAAUCUGCUACUCCAGACCCACAAAAUAUUGCCAGUUGCUUCUAUCUCGAAGAAUCUAAUUUGAAAGCAUUAUUAGCUCCUAGGCGUUUCCAUACUUCUAUAGCGUAUUUGGAUGUCUCUGUUUUCAAAUCUAGGCAGGGGUUCCACUGCGGCAUUAGUAGUAAGAAGCAGCAGAUUGGGACAUUUAAAUUGAAGGUGAGCCGUGAGUGGGGAGAAGGGAAACCAGUGUUGCUUCAUAGUGGGUGGGUUGACAUUAGCAAGAACAAGCAAGAGAGCGCCAAAUUGGCAGUAGAACUGCAUCUUAUUGUGAAGCUUGAUCCUGAUCCUAGAUAUGUUUUCCAGUUCGAAGAUGAGACGACUCUGAGUCCCCAGAUAGUUCAGCUUCAAGGUAGCAUCAAACAGCCUAUUUUUAGUUGCAAGUUCAGUCGUGAUAGGCGGGCACCUCUGCUUGACCCUGUAAACAAUUACUGGAAAAGCUCCAGUGGUGGGAGUGAUCAAGAGAUUGAAAGAAGGGAAAGGAAGGGGUGGAAGGUGAUGAUCCAUGACCUCUCUGGUUCGGCAGUUGCUGCCGCUUUCAUGACCACUCCCUUUGUGCCAUCAACAGGUUGUGAUCGUGUUGCACGCUCCAAUCCAGGUGCUUGGUUAAUUGUUCUCCCCGAUGCCUGUGGGCCUGAGAGCUGGCAACCCUGGGGCAAGCUCGAGGCAUGGCGUGAACGUGGCUUGAGAGACUCAAUAUGCUGCCGAUUUCACCUUCUACCGGAGGGAGGACAGGAUGGUGGACUCCUAGUCUCCGAGAUGUUGAUUAGUGCUGACAAGGGUGGGGAAUUCUUUAUUGACACGGACAGGCAGACCCUGGCAGCCACUCCGUUGCCAAGCCCACAAAGCAGUGGAGACUUCGCAUCAGUUGGACCAGUAGUGGGGGGAUUUGUGAUGAAUUGUAGGGUGCAGGGUGAAGGGAAGCACAGUAAGCCAUUGGUGCAACUGGCUAUGCGGCACGUGACAUGUGUGGAGGAUGCUGCCAUAUUCAUGGCACUUGCUGCAGCGGUUGAUCUCAGUAUAGAGGCUUGCAGGCCGUUCAGUAGGAAGUCUAGGUGGGGUACCAAUCGCCAUUCUUUUUAAAAAUGCAAAAAGGGAGAAAGAAAACACAGAAGACCACAAAAGCUAGGAGGCACCUGGGUGGUAAGCGGGUUUUCAAUGGUUUGUGAGGAUGGAUGAUGAGUGCUGCAGUUCAUUCAACCAUGAUGAUCAUUUUUCCUCGAGGCGGUUGUGUUAUUUACUGUUAAGAAAUUCACAGCAUUCUAUAUAGGUGCUGGUGCGAGUGUUUUGCUUAUUUUCUUCUCUCUGUUCCUUCUGGUUGGGUUAGUUGAUUAUUUCUCAUCAACUAUAAAUGUACAAAGCCGCUCAAGUUAAUUCAGCCAGUUUCUUCUUUAGUCU